AUGGCAACAACCAUUUAUCCCGGAGAGUCGCCUUCUGAAAGUAGUUCGGCGGCCGAAGAGCGCAUGACCGCUUCCCCGGACAAGGCCGUCAUCAGUCCCAUCGUGACCCUCGUCACCACUCCCUCGGACACAGCUGCGCCGGGUACACCUGAGCUGGACAUGCCUGCGCCAGAUUCACCUCUGUUCAAGCAAUUGUCAGUCUUAUCGCCGGAAGAGCGCAAAAGAGUGUUGGAGACUGCACACAGCAGGAGGGUUUCCAUCGCGGAAGCCAUCAAAGCCGUCGAAGCCGAAAAGCGCGAAGAGCGCCUAAAAGGACCAGGGCCAAUCCUUUGCUUGAGCAUGGUGCGCAGCGGGACAGCCUCCCUCGCGAAAGCCCUCCCAGAAUUAGGCGUGCUUAAGGUGCACCACGGCCUCCUCAACAUCGAGGAUGACAAGCAGUGGAAAAUCCUGGAUCGCGCGGCUGACGCGACGUUCCCCAACCUCAAGUCUUACACGGGGGAGCCCUUCACGCGUGAGCAGUGGGACGAGCUCUUGGGAGACUAUGACGCGGUGACGGACAUGGCCUCGUUUUACGCCGUCUCCCUCAUCAAGGCCUAUCCCAAUGCCAAGGUGAUCAUCUACGAGCGUGAGAUUGAAAGCUGGCAUCGCAGCGUCAAGUGCAUCUUUGGGCAGUGGACCGAGCCUGUCAGGCGGAACCUCAUCAAGUACAUUGUGCCGCUCUCUGGCUCCAAGUGCGGCUCUGCCAACUUCAAGAUGGCCAAGGGCUGGACCAAUUCGACCGAUUCCCGGGACAUCCACUUCAAUUCUCGUGCGGCGUACGUUGAACACUACAAGUGGAUUCGAGAAAAUGUGCCCAGCCAUCAGCUGCUCGACUUUAAUCUCGAGGACGGCUGGGGGCCGCUCGCCGAAUUCCUAGGCGUGCCUGCGCCCGAGAUCGAAUUCCCGGUAAUCAACAAGAAGGACGACUUCGAAAAGCAAAAGCGAGCCUGUGAAGUUGCCAUUUUGAAGAGAAUUGCACGCAGACCACUUCCCAAUUGUCUUCACUUCCUCAUCCCAAACGACGACGUCAUCAACUCCCUUAUCGACUUCCUCAUGCAAAAGGACAAGGGAAAGGACAAGGGCAAGGGCAAGGGCAAGGAGGUUGACGAGGGCGAGAAGGUUGACAAUGCGGACAAUGCUGACAAGGAAAAUUAG
Cordyceps fumosorosea ARSEF 2679 is the source of this 1194-nucleotide messenger RNA. RefSeq lists its product as hypothetical. The transcript has a single exon. Bases 1 to 1194 code for a protein of 397 amino acids. The record is from RefSeq and is a predicted model, not a curated record. NCBI's taxonomy places the organism in Eukaryota, Fungi, Ascomycota, Sordariomycetes, Hypocreales, Cordycipitaceae.